AUGGCUUCCAAACUUAUGCAAGUUGCUACUGCAGCAGCGAGAAAAGCGGCUGCACGCAUGUGUGUAGCCGGAGUUAGUUUAUCUCACGCCUCAGCAGCAGAUGAUUCGUCGCCUGUUGUUGUGAACAGUCCACGUGAUGAGUCUGAGAUAGAACUCAUCUACUUUGGCGAGUCGGAUUAUCCAUCCGACUCAAAGGCGGCACCUCCUGCAUCCGGAUCACCCGGUGCGGACCCUGCCAGAGCUGGGUUGACUGGCUCUGGGAAAUGUGGGGCCAUCAUGUCCGAGAUCUUCGGACCGAGCGAUUCGUCUGACGAAUCCUCGCCUCACGCAAGUCCAUCUGACACUGCUACGCAUGGUGAAGGUGGUGACGCACCUUUGCGUCACCGCAAGAAAGCAAACCGAGGAAUCGAGCUGCUAGCGGUGUCAGCGUUCAAGCUGACACUACUCAAGAGGCUAGGGACCGCAGUGUCCUUCGUUAUGCUUCUCAAGUCGAGUCUCGUUGGAUGCCAUCAUCCAAAGGGAUGGAUUGAGUGGCCGGUACGACCACCGAACGGGGUCAAAUCUCUUUUUAGACUGUAG
Molecule: messenger RNA, 579 nt
Organism: Peronospora matthiolae
Lineage: Eukaryota; Oomycota; Peronosporomycetes; Peronosporales; Peronosporaceae
Source: the annotation of a GenBank genome assembly